Molecule: messenger RNA, 2037 nt
Organism: Penicillium angulare
Lineage: Eukaryota; Fungi; Ascomycota; Eurotiomycetes; Eurotiales; Aspergillaceae
Product: AAA family ATPase CDC6
Exons: 3
Coding region: 1-2037 (678 amino acids)
Biological process (GO): cell division; mitotic DNA replication checkpoint signaling; DNA replication initiation
Cellular component (GO): nucleus
Molecular function (GO): ATP hydrolysis activity; ATP binding; DNA replication origin binding
Source: RefSeq, a predicted model, not a curated record
AUGGCAACUACGGUUCUCGGCAAGCGCGCUCGUGGUGCAGCUGACUUGGAAGCAUUACCCGUGCGCACCGCAAGCAAGCGCCGAACAAUCGCACCCCGUACUAAGAGUGAGACCGUCACUGCUCCGGUACCUCCUCGUCGAACUCGCUCCACUCGACUUGCUGUAAAGAAUCAAGAUGCGGAACAAAUACUGGACCAAGAGAAUGAGCGCGCAAAUGAGAAGACCUCGGAUAAAGUGCCUUCUAAGCACACGCUACAUGAUGACCAGGGUAGGUCUCCAAUCAAGAUAAAAUCCCAUUUCCGCACUUCGAAGCUCGUCGAAGUAGAUAAACCCGAGAAGCGUGAAAGUCUUCAAGUCCCGACGAAAAAAGAAGUCGUCGUGAAGAAAGAAGCCUCGGUGAAGAAUGAGGAUCCGGUAAAAGAUGAGAUAGCACCUCUGGUCGAAUUCAAAACACCUCAAAAGGGUCGAUUCCGAGAUGCGCUUCAAAGCUCACCCGUAACCCCUCGACAUCGCGUCCAAGUGGGAGCCAGGAAUAUCACUCCCAGGACUCCGCGACAUGCUGAUCUUCCCCCAACCCCUCGUCCGAGUGCCACCCCAAGUACAUCACAAACCGUGUACUCGCAAGCUCGACAGCUCUUUGCUAGGGGCGCCACCUCCGGACGACUUGUCGGUCGAGACUCGGAACGAGAGAAGGUCUCUACUUUUAUUCACGAUUGUGUCGAGUCUAAAAAGGGUGGCUGUCUCUAUAUCAGUGGACCGCCCGGAACCGGCAAAAGCGCUAUGGUUAACGAAGUCUGCCAAGAUAUGGACCUCUCCGAUGUGAAAGUAUCCCAUGUCAACUGCGUCAGCAUGCGAAACUCCCGAGAUGUCUACAGCAAGCUUAUCCAGGAUUUUUGCGACGAUUCGGAAGUUUUCAAAAAGAGCGAGGCUGAGCGACUCAAGGAGAUGUUUGUUCCGUCCAAGCGAAGCAAUCUGUUUAUGGUCAGUCUGGAUGAAAUGGAUCAUCUCCUGCAGGGGGAUUCUGGUGUACUACAAACCUUGUUUGAGUGGUCAUUGCAUAACAAGUCUUCCCUGAUUCUGAUCGGUAUCGCCAAUGCGUUGGAUUUAACGGAUCGAUCUCUUCCUCAGCUCAAAGCGAAGAAUUUGAGGCCAACACUAUUACCCUUUCUUCCAUAUAACGCCGCCUCGAUUGCAGGUGUUAUCACUGCUCGUCUUCGAUCACUGCUUCCUGUGGGGGCAGACUCUGACCCGAAGUUGGUUCCUUUUGUGCAGCCAGCAGCUAUCCAGCUUUGCGCAAAAAAGGUCGCCUCUCAAACAGGAGAUCUUCGAAAGGCGUUUGAGUUGAUAAAGCGCGCAAUUGAUGUCAUCGAGCAAGAAACUUUACAGAAGCUGGAAAAGCAAGCUGCGGAAUCUGACCUCUCUGUUCUUGCUGAGAACAAGAAUCUUUCUUCGCCUUCCAAAGCAGGGACUGUCCCGCCUCCAGCGAGCAUUUCUAAGUAUACGACAGUGACUGCGCCCCGCGCAAGCAUCGCACAUAUUGCCCGAAUCACCACGUCUGCAUUUGGCCAAGGCACCGUCCAGCGCCUCAAGAACAUCAACCUGCAACAGAAGGCUGCAAUCUGUACCUUGGUGGCAUUGGAGCGCAAGCGUCGCGAAACGGAAAUCCACAGCACACCUUCUAAGUCUCGAUCAUCCGCCCCUACGAUUAAACAGGCAUUUGAUACAUAUUGUACCCUUUGCCGUAACGAUAAUAUCCUUCAUCCUUUGACAGCAACCGAGUUCAAGGACGUUCUGAGCAACCUGGAAACAAUGGGUCUAGUCGGAGAAUACCAAGGUCGAGGACGCGGUGGUACUCUUGGUGGUGGUUCCGAUGUUCGACGCACACCCUCCAAGUCUGGGAAUGUGGCUUCAACACCUCACAAGGCCAUGGGCGAGCAAGGACUCGUCUGCUUCGUCUCGCAGUCCGAAAUUGAGGGACAAAUUGCCGGACCUGGAGAAGGCAUUUUGAGACGAUUGCUCCGCGGUGAUGGACUGUAA